This is a messenger RNA of Trichomonas vaginalis G3, 1209 nucleotides long. RefSeq names its product 3',5'-cyclic-nucleotide phosphodiesterase protein. Gene Ontology annotation, molecular function: 3',5'-cyclic-nucleotide phosphodiesterase activity. Bases 1 to 1209 code for a protein of 402 amino acids. Gene Ontology annotation, biological process: signal transduction. NCBI's taxonomy places the organism in Eukaryota, Parabasalia, Trichomonadida, Trichomonadidae. The record is from RefSeq and is a predicted model, not a curated record. The transcript has a single exon.
AUGUACAAGAAAGUUCCAUACCAUAACUGGCGUCAUGCUGUUGAUGUCACACAAUUUGUUACUUAUCAGAUCAUGAUUUCGGGUCUUGAAAAAGUUUUCACUAAAUUUGAAUUAUUCAGUUUAGUUGUUGCUGCAAUUUGUCAUGAUGCAAAUCAUGAUGGUUUCACUAAAAUCUACAACGUCAAAGCUGAAACACCACUUGGUAUUCUUUACAAGAACCAGUCCGUCAUGGAAACACACCAUUGUUCAAUUGCAAUCCAAAUUAUGUCACACGAAGAAACAAAUUUGUUGGCCGCAUUGAACCAAGACGAAUACAUCGAAAUUUGGUCAUUGAUCAUCCAAUACAUCCUUGCAACAGACAUGGCACGUCAUUUCGAGAUUCUGAAGAGAUUCAAUGAUAUCUAUGAUGGUGGUGAUUUCACAAUGCAACGCCAUGAUCACCGCGUUAUGUUGUUGUAUAUGAUUCUUAAAUGUGGUGAUAUUUCAAACGUUUCUCGUCCAUUCGAACUUGCAGAUCGAUGGUGUGAUGUUUUGUGUGAAGAAUUCUUUCGACAAGGCGAUUUAGAACAAGCGCAAGGCAUGGCUUACACAUCCGAUUUGAAUGAUCGAAGCCAUUUAGAUAAAUCUAAAUCACAAAUUGGUUUCUACACAUAUGUUACACUUCCUAUGUUCCAAGCUGCAGGAAAAGCAGUUCCUGCAUUAGAUGUAAACAUGCGACAAGUUUUGUCUAAUCUUUCAGUUUGGAAGAGAAAACACGCAGAAGAACUUGAACUUCAGAAAGCUGCCCUUGCUGCUGCAUCAGAUAAACCUAAGACUGAUCAAACACAACAACAACAACAAACUAAUAAUACUAAUCAACCUGCUACAAAUAAUAAUAACAAUAAUAAUAACAACAAAUCAGAAAACAAUUCAACAUCAGGUGGCGGAACUAAACUUGGUCAAGGUCCAGCACCAAAAGACAACAACAAAGAUAAUAAAGAAAACAAGGAUGAAGAUACAAUUGGCGAAGAAUUACUUCUUGAUGAAAACGGAGAUCCUAUUGUUGAUGUUAAGAUGAGUAUUUCUACAUUACUUCGAGAAAGUUCAGAAUAUAUUAAAUGUUAUCCAGGUGAUGACAAAAGAAAUGAUUUUGAUAUUUUUAUUUUUAUUGAAUCUUGUUUAUUUAUUAAAUAUUUAUUUAAAAUAAUUUUUCAAAUGUUUUGUCAAUAA